UACUCCGCCGUGUCGAAUCAGUUUGAACCCCCCGCCAAAGACUGCGGAGACGUCGGCUUGUUUGUCUUUGCCGUCUGGUGGGGUCGGCGUGGGAGGGGGCGGGGCACCGGCCCGGUGGGGAGUCUGUGGGGCCGUGGAAACAAUGCCGAAGAAGAAGAAGAAAAGUACAGAUGGGCCCGAUUCCCGGGCCAAAGAUCAGGGGGAAGAGGAGUCAAGGGGAGUGUUGAAUGCCAAUCUGAAGCGAAGCUUUGCGGAUGCAUUUAUUGUUAUAUCUGACAGUGAUGGAGAGCAAGAGUCGAAGGAGGAACACGAUUUGCAGAAGAAAAGAACGAAGCAGCAGCUGGAUAGAGCGAAGUUUGCAGAAAAGAGAAAAAUUGCACAGAUGACAGAAGAUGAACAAUUUGCCCUGGCUCUGAAAAUGAGUGAGCAAGAAGCCAGGCAGUUGAACUCACAGGAAGAGGAAGAGGAAGAGCUCCUGAGAAAGGCUAUUGCUGAGAGUCUCAGUAGCUGCCAGCCCUCUGAUGCUUCUGCUGUAGCUGCUGUGCCUCCUCUUCCCCAGGCACCUGAGUCUCCAAUGCAAAGCCACCCAGCUGGAUCAGAGGCUUCUGAGGUCCUUACAGCCCCUCUGCCUCGAUCUGAAUCUCCUUGCUCUGAUUGCAGCACCCUCUCACCCAGGCACAAAGCUGAUGAGAAUGGACAGACAGAUGUCCCCAAGAGGCCCCUUGUAGUCCUAACGAGGUUGAGCCAGGAGAUCGUUGAAAGCUCGCUGGCCUCUAGCAUAAUUGUGUCUCCAGGGAAGAGCCUGCCAUUCACAAGAUCAGAUGAAGGAUCUUCCUCAUCAGCAGGGAGUGAUUCCAGUGACACACCACCCAGUCUACAAGACCCAUUCACCUUAAGUCCCACCUUUCCCCAAAGACCUCUGAGUGCUUGGCCUCUGGCACCUCGGCGUCUCUUUGCUGGAAGGUACAGCCCUUCAGAACCUGCAGGCCAGGAAAUAGAAAAGCAAUCUCAGAAUUGUUCAGAGAGAACCCCCCUUGCUGGUUGCUCGGAAGCUCUAGUGAAUGUGCCUCAGAGGCAUGGUACCUUGGACCAGUACAGCAAUCCCGGUUCCGAGCCUGAAGAGCAGAUCCAGCACAAGAAGGCAGGACUUUCUACUGAACCCAUGAAAAGGACUGAAAUGCCAGAAAAUGCCGCACCACUUAGCACACUUCAAAUGGCAGGCAAUAAGGAGGGCAACCAAGGAGAGGAACGAGACACAGUACACUAUUACUGGGGCGUCCCAUUCUGCCCUAAAGGAGUUGAUCCCAAUGAAUACACCCAAGUCAUCUUGUGCCAGCUUGAAGUUUAUCAGAAAAGCCUGAAACAAGCUCAGAGGCAGCUACUGCAGAAGAAGAGGUUUGGGGACCCAGUUGUUCCGAAUUCACGUUCUUUGAGCCAAAGUGAACGUGGUACAGAGGAGGAGGAGGCGGCGUAUAGGGAGAGGAAUGGAGGUGUGGAUGAAGAGGAAAGAGACGAUAUGGAAGACAAAAAAGAACCUGAGACUGUAGCUUGGCUUCUUUCUCCAGCAAAUGGAGAGCUGGACAAAAAUUCAAACCAGAAUGUGGCCAAGGGAGAAAAUUCUGAGAGUAGAGAUGAGCCAGCUAGCAGUUCCUGUCAGGCCUCCCAAGUGCUGUUUGCUGAAGAUGUCCUUGAAGAAGGAGAGCCCAUGCAGAUUACACAGAGCAUUUCUGCCUUGACUCCUCUGGACAGUAGGAGAAGCCCAGACGUUGUCACUGAGAAUCGUGCUGAAGAGGAAAUCACUGUUUGUCCUGAGACCCAGCCGAGUCCAUCACAAGCUAUUGAGCCCGAGAGCAGAGAAAUCCAUUCAUCCAGCAAAAAUAUCUCUCUGCAGGCUGAUGAAGAUGUUGGGGAGAGUGUGACUGCACCAAGCCUUCCAGCUGAUGGUGCAAUCUCAUGUCCAUUGUGUGAUCGCAGAUUCCCUGUUUUGGAAAUUGAGCGACAUGCCAUGUAUUGUAAUGGCACAGGAGAAGACGCAGUGGAAGAUGGUCCAGUGAUGACCCGACGACAGAGGGAAGCCAAGAGCAAGGCUGCGUGGGGCAAAGAGACAUCACAUUCAGUAGACACUGGCAAGUAUGAGAAGUGUUACGUCUGCAAGUCUCUGGUGCCACUGAAGGAGUACCGGAGGCAUGUUGAUGGCUGCCUUCGACUCCAAAAGUGCUCCAGAGGUGCUAAUGGAACCCAGGGUGGCAGGAGACUGCGGCGUGUGAAGGAAGAGGGAAGAAGUGAAGGCCGACUCCUAAACAUGCUGGAGCAAUCAGAACACAAUGCUGCAGAUGCAGAGACGGGGGCUACGCCAUCUGGAGGAGACUCAAGGUGCAGCUCACCAGAGGUGGACAAAGAAGUUGAAUGUGGCAAGGAUGACUGGAGCCAUUUUCCCCAGGCCUCUUGCAGUGACUCACCCAUUAAAUCUUUCACCUCUAUUUCGGAAGCCAAAAUUUGCCUCGUAGACUUUAAAAACCAGUUGGCCGUGGGCUCGAGCAGCCAGCAACAAACCAAAGCCAGUUUCAGGAGAAGGAAGAAAUUCUGAGUCUUGCACAAUGAGAAAGGGAACCCAAAGUGGAACAGGAAACAAAGCUUUCUCUUUCUACUGACUUUGCUUGGCAGGAAGAACAUGGUCUCCCACACAGCUUCAAUGAUUCCUCUUCUGUUCAUUUUGUAUGAAUUGUACAAGCAUUCGUCAUGAAUUGAAUUGGUUGUGGACUUUAUAGGUGCCUAUUCAACCUUGUUUUUCAAUUACAAAAGAAAGAAAUAUAUUUAUUAUGUUUUUAUAA
This is a messenger RNA of Eublepharis macularius, 2831 nucleotides long. RefSeq names its product ubiquitin interaction motif containing 1 (gene UIMC1). Gene Ontology annotation, biological process: positive regulation of DNA repair; double-strand break repair. Gene Ontology annotation, cellular component: BRCA1-A complex. NCBI's taxonomy places the organism in Eukaryota, Metazoa, Chordata, Lepidosauria, Squamata, Eublepharidae. Gene Ontology annotation, molecular function: DNA binding; histone binding; K63-linked polyubiquitin modification-dependent protein binding. The transcript is spliced from 14 exons. The coding region runs from base 143 to 2587 and encodes 814 amino acids. The record is from RefSeq and is a predicted model, not a curated record.